ACCAUAGAAGAAGAACUGCGCUAAAGUUAGCUAGAUAGCUCACUAGUUGCUAGCGGACAGGUUCAGUCAACAACAGCACGUUUGAUUAGGGGAGACUGGCCUUCUGCACUGCCACGUUUAAAAUCAGAUUCAUAACAAGGUACUCCAAAACAAAAUGAAUGUUGGUGUAGCCCACAGUGAGGUGAACCCCAACACUCGGGUCAUGAACAGUCGAGGGAUCUGGCUGACCUAUGCCCUCGGUGUUGGAAUGCUUCACAUUGUGCUCUUGAGCAUACCCUUCUUCGGUGUACCUGUGGUGUGGACUCUCACAAAUGUUAUACACAAUUUUGGGAUGUAUGUCUUCAUGCAUGCAGUGAAAGGCACUCCGUUUGAGACCCCAGACCAAGGCAAAGCCCGGCUCCUGACACAUUGGGAACAGUUGGACUACGGCGUGCAGUUCACAUCAUCCAGAAAAUUCUUCACUAUCUCCCCAAUCAUUUUAUAUUUUCUUGCAAGCUUCUACACAAAGUACGACACAACACACUUUGUCAUAAACACUGCGUCCCUUUUGAGCGUGCUGAUCCCCAAAUUGCCACAACUACAUGGAGUCCGAAUCUUUGGCAUCAACAAGUAUUAAUCUGAGUGUUAAGAGGGUCAGUGGUGUGUGACCAACUCUCAAAGGAGCUCUUGCCUCAUAGCAAGAUGAAUAGUUAACCCUAUGUACUCUGUACCACUGGAGUGUGUACUAAGCAGUUUUGUACAGUGCGUGCAAUUAUCACUCAUUGUUUAGAUGCGUCAGGUUAAACUGUAGUGGGAGAAUGAGAGAGAAUGCCAUGUGCAUUACUAACUUAAGUAAAUAUUUAAUGUUGUAUUUUUUUGAUCUGCAUAGACCUGGGCUGGCCCAGGGUUCAAACGUGGGCCUUUUUUUGUUCUGUUCUGUUUUUUUGUUAUUUGCCCUCACUUCACACAGUGACAUGGACUGCGUUCCUUGUCACAAUGUAUUUUUCUGUUCUUAACCGGAAGCCUUAAAAAUACCAGAUGUAUUUUCAAAGAUGAUUUCUUCAUAAAAGUAGGGGCCUAUGGUUCAUUGUUUGACACACACUUAAGAUUGACACCCUUCUAAAAAUGAUUACUGGAAAAAGAACUGGGGCCUUAGAACCGUUGCGUAAAUUUUACACUAAAUCUGCAUGCGCCAUUUCUGAAGUCUGUGCACGCACAAAUAUUGAGAUUUAUAAACUUGGCACGUGCCAAUCAUACGCAUGUUUCCCCUUAGAAAUCAGACCUGUCGUAAAACUGCGUGCGUGAACAAGCAUUAUAACUUUGCCUGAAAAACAUCCCAUCGUUCACCUUUUAUGGUGACAAUAGCGCCCUUACUUUGGAAGUAUUGGAAUUAGGCCAAGACCAUAUCUGGAAAUGGCGAACGUGAUCAAAUGUUUUUGGAGGUGUUGGCAGAAUGUUUUCUUUUGCAGUGACAGUUGCGGUAGCCUAUCUGACCGUUUCUGGAAGACAAACAUUUGCUAAUUGUCGUGGACCUGUAAACAGAUUUGAAUUAAUUCAAUCAUGUUUGGCUUUUUACUUUUUCCCCUAAUCUAAAUAUGGUGCACUGCCCCCGAGUUCUGAAACUGACUCUUUGAAAUAGAAAUAAGCUAGUAGGCCUAAUUAGUGGUAGCUGAGACACACUUCAAUGCAAAAUAUCAACCUGUCUGCUCACCUGUUUAAAUUCAGCUGUAUGUUAUAAACCACGCUCCCUUUCGGAUGAAUAGAGCAAAAAAAAUGAAAUUCUACUCGCCUAUAUUAAUAGGCCCAAUUAAAUGAGAUGCGCGUUGGUAAUUUGUUGUAUGGCUGCUUCAGGAAAAUGAACUCAUGGCCAGAAAAGGUGAGCAAUUUAAUUUGCAAUAGUUGUGUAUAAAUGCAAUGUUUGUCUCGGAAUUUGACAUUACAGCGUUCAGACGUGUCUCACAAACGUCAACAGGAAGAGGUGAACCCUCUGCUCUUCCGUUAACCUGCACUUAAGAGCAGAUCACAGAGCAAAAUACUUAAAGUAGCUUAUCUAUUUACUACUGUGAAGUGGGUCCAAUUAAAUGAGAGAUGGGAUGAAUGGUAGCCUAUCCUAACUUGUAUGAAACCAUCAGUCAGAAAGGGUGAGGAAUUUAUUCUACAAUGGUCAUGUAAUUGAGGUAAAGAAUAAAUCUAUUUCUAUAAUUAUUUUAGAUCAAAUAAAGGGAUUUUUGCUCUUCUCA
This is a messenger RNA of Oncorhynchus tshawytscha (Chinook salmon), 2219 nucleotides long. Its product is annotated as ORM1-like protein 1. Gene Ontology annotation, cellular component: endoplasmic reticulum membrane. The record is from RefSeq and is a predicted model, not a curated record. Gene Ontology annotation, biological process: negative regulation of ceramide biosynthetic process; ceramide metabolic process; intracellular sphingolipid homeostasis. The transcript is spliced from 4 exons. The coding region runs from base 155 to 616 and encodes 153 amino acids. NCBI's taxonomy places the organism in Eukaryota, Metazoa, Chordata, Actinopteri, Salmoniformes, Salmonidae.